Sphaeroforma arctica JP610 is the source of this 1156-nucleotide messenger RNA. RefSeq lists its product as hypothetical. The transcript is spliced from 2 exons. The coding region runs from base 71 to 886 and encodes 271 amino acids. Gene Ontology annotation, cellular component: cell wall. Lineage: Eukaryota; Ichthyosporea; Ichthyophonida. The record is from RefSeq and is a predicted model, not a curated record. Gene Ontology annotation, molecular function: manganese ion binding.
ACUCGAAUCAGUUUCCUCUGCCAACACAAUAUACAAAUUGCUUAACCUGCUCUCAACUAAACCAAAAAACAUGAGUCUAGCACGCACAAUCAUCGCUAUCGCCGCCUUGGCCUUGACUACCACUUCCGUUGAAGGGCGGUCCAGCGGACAGAUCUGCAAGUACCGCGGUAAUACGUAUGCAGAAAGCGAGCACGCUGUGGGCACCACUCUCACGUGCACAUGCAGCGAAGGACGAUGGGUGAACUGCGAGGAGAAUAUGAACAGUAACAACUCGGGGGAUGAUGACACAGGAAACAGCAGUGUAAACGGUGCCCAACUAGGAUUUAACGAUUUCUUGAACAACUUUGACGCCAGAGAUUUUGUCAUCGACUACUCUACUUUACCCGGUGCAACGGAAUUAGGCGGCACAGUGCAAGCAGCCAACAGAAACAAUGUACCAGUGAUGCAGGCCGCCAAAAUGACUCAUACUCGAUUCCACAUCGCACCAUGCGGAAUUAAUCUACCACAUAUUCACCCCCGAGGUACCGAGUCUAUCUAUAUAAUCGAAGGCGCGCUCACAGUCGGCUUUGUCACUGAAAGUGGUCGUCUUAUUACGAAUGAUGUGAUAGUAGACCAGUCCACAUUCUUCCCCCGAGGACUGAUUCACUAUCAACAGAACAUGGGCUGUGAGCCUGCAGGGUAUAUCUCGAUGCUUGACGAUUCAGACGCAGGGCUACUGGUCGUGUCUGGAGUUUUAGGAAACCUACCAAGUGAAGCACUAGAGGCAACAUUCGAUGAAGACGCCGAGUUUGUGAAUCAGCUGCUAAUGGGACUUCCAACCGGACCUGCACGUGGACGUGCUGAGUGUUUCGUACGUUGCGGCCUCUCAUCAAAUGUUCCAUUUUGAGCUUUUUGCGCACGGAUUAACCAGAUUGUUGUGCAGUCUCUGACUGCCCAGGAAUUGUCGAUUAGCAGACACCAGCGACAUCUUGUAGAUGGAGUGUCACAUCUCUAAAGCUCGACAACAUGAUACUGGCAACUUAAAAUAUUCGCAACAGUAUAAUACAAAAUUCGGAGGAUUUCUUGGCAUACUUGAAAAAUACUUUAAAGAAUAGUGUGGGUGGAUGAUUGUUCCUAGCCGUUCACUGUUUAAUUAAAAUCUCUACAUUGCUGCUUG